Molecule: messenger RNA, 2670 nt
Organism: Tetrahymena thermophila SB210
Lineage: Eukaryota; Ciliophora; Oligohymenophorea; Hymenostomatida; Tetrahymenidae
Product: chromosome condensation regulator RCC1 repeat protein
Exons: 8
Source: RefSeq, a predicted model, not a curated record
AUGUCUCAAAGCAAGCAGUAUGUAAACAAUUAGGUUAAGAGUGUGAAUAAAGUAUAGACUCCUCAUCUAAUAUCAGAUAUAUCUAAUAUAGUUAAAAUAGUAUGUGGAGCAAAUCAUUCUUACGCAAUAGACACAAAUUUUGAAGUUUAUGCUUGGGGAUGCAAUCUAGGCAGAAAGUUAGGACUAUCAGAUGAAUAUUAUAACCAAAUAUUUCAAGCAGAUAUACCAGAGUAGAUAAAAAUUCCAGUUAAAGUGACAGAGCUCUCAAAUAAAAAAAUAAAUAAUAUUUCUACUGGCACUAACCAUUCGUUCGCUUGGAGUACAGAAUUAAAUUAGGUCUACUGCUGGGGAAUUGGAGAAUAUGGAAAAUUAGGAAAUAAAGAGAGUAAAGAUUUAUAAUAUCCUGAAAUUUUUAAUGGCUUGAAAUAACCAGAAGGUAUUUAAUGGGAAAUUUCAGAAAUUUCAUGUGGAGAAAAUCACACUGUUGCAGUAAUAAAACAAAUAAAUGUAAAUAAUUCAUAAAGUUAAAAUAAAUUGUAUGUAUGGGGUAGUUCUAGUGAUUGGCAGCUUGGAAUUGAUACAGGAAAAACUGAUUAUGUAAAUUAGCCCUUAGAAAUGAGUCCUGAUUAUUGGGAAGGAAAUGUUGAAUCAGUGAAAGCUUGCUCUGAUUUUACAAUUGCUAUUGAUAAAUAAGGGAGAAUAUUCUCAUGGGGGAAAGGAGGAUUUAAUAGACUUGGAUACAAAGCUGAAAUAGUUAAUUAAAAGCAUCCAUUACAAAUUGAAUCGCUUAGCAAGCAAUAAAUUAUUUAAUUUUCUUUAGGAUCUUUUCAUAGUGCUGCUAUUACUAAUAAUGGCCGCCUAUAUACAUGGGGAAGAGAUAGUAAUGGACAACUGGGUCAUGGCUAAGCAAAAGCAGAUAUAUUUCCAAAAGAAGUGUAAGCUCUACAGAAUACUUAUAUAGUAAGUGUAGCAUGUGGAGAAGGACAUACAUUAGCAUUGUCAAAAAAUAAUGAGUUAUUUAGUUGGGGAUUAAACUCAUCUGGAUAACUUGGACGUGCGUCUGAGAAUCUAAAAAGCAGUGAUCCAAAAAAAAUAUCUUUUUUUGAAGAUAAAAGCAUAAAGUAAAUAGCAUGUGGUUCGAAGCAUUCCUUAGUUUUGUUGUAAGAUGGCACAGUCUACUCCUGGGGAAGCAAUCAGUAUGGAUAAUUAGGAUUUGAUUAGGAUAGUAAUGCAUAAAAUACGAUAGCCUCAUCAUAAAAUGUGGAUCUUAUUUCAUAAAAUUCAAGUUAAAUAUUUAAUUAAUAACUUAAUUAGAAUAAUACAACAUCAUAAUUUUAACAACAACAAUUUAAUCAAUAAAAUUCAAACAACAUUGAUUUUUAAGGUGUUAAUUAAUUUAAUGGUAACGAACUAGCCCCUUUGAAUAAUGUUCAUCAAGCACUAUAAUUAGGAAACGUUUAAACUAUCAAUAAUAAUUAAUCAUAAACAUUUAUGUCUCCUAAUUCAUUUGUAAGUAACAGAAAUUAAAUAGGUCAGAAACCCUACCAACAUAUGAAUCCAAGCUAUUUUUAAAAUCAGUAAUAAUUUUAAUAACCACAGUUAUAUCUACCUUAAAUGGUAAACAGAGGAACACCAACUAAUCCUAUACAGUCCCAUGAUUCCUCUAAUUCUUUUAAUUCUUCAACCCCAAUAGUCUAAAAAAACGGGAAAUCUCCAUCAAGCGAAUCUAGUAAAGACUACCUCAAUAAAUUGAGUCCAUAGCUGAUUGUAAAUAGAUAAGUUAGCAGAGUGAAUAAUAAUAGUGCAAGUUUGUAUAACAACUAAGAUCCUAAUAUAAAUAAUUACAACAACUACCAUGGGAGUAACAGUUAAGAUAUAUAAUAAGAUGAGAGGGACAAAUAGAUUUAGCUAUUGAUGUAGGAAAACUAAUUUUUGAGAACAAGAGUAAAAUACUUGGAGUAAAAUUAAGAUUUGGAAUCAGAAAGUUAAGAAAAGGUUUACAAUCUCACGAAUAUGUAUCUAGAUUACAUCAUGGAAAACGCUGUGCUGCAAUCAUAAAACACUAUAAAUAGCUUCUAUCAAUAAAAAUAUGAUUCUUAUUAAAUAGAGCAAGAUAUUAACUAUAAAAACCACUAAGUAGAUAGGAGCUUGGAAGAGUUUAGAAAAAGAAUUGAUUUGGUUAAAAAUCCAAAUAUAACUUCAGUUUGCUUUUGUUAAUAAAUAAUGAAAAAACUUUCAAGAUUUAUCAAAUAAGUAUAUAACAAUUUAGAUUCCUAUCAAUAAUAGUAUUAAUAGUAGCCAGGGUUUAUUUAAAAUAUGAAUAAUUCAUAACAUCAUCAAUAUCCAUACUUUAAUAAUAACAAUAACAACAAUAUGAUUAUGAAGCAAUAAUACAUGUAAAAUAAUCAAUAUUAAUAAUAAUAACAUUAUUUAAUGCAUAAUCAACUAGCCCAGUCAAGUGUUAAUCCGAAUUUAUCACUACAGUAGUAAUAGCAACCAUCUUCAAAUAUAAUAGGAUAACUAUAGAUAAACUAGCAAUAAAUACUUAGUAAUAUUUAAUAAGCAUAAAGUGUUAUAAAUUCAGCAACUCCACCAUUAUAAAGUGUUUAAGGAGAAAUCUUAAAUCCAACUACUUUGCAUCUUCUUUCAUCUUAAAACUAAUAAAUAUGA